AUGCAAUCGAAGUGUAAGACAUCGAGAGGAGGCUGUUGCAGAGGCGAACGCAAAAUGGUUAAAUGCGCGGCGACCGCUAUAGAAAAAAUGAAGGACAUGUUCGGUACAGCGGUGUGCACACUCGACGACCCGUCGGGCAAACCGCCGAUCGCCACCUCCGGUUGCGUGAUGGACGCGAAAUGUCAAAUGCUCGGAUGUCCGUUCCGCGGGACCGGCGUGGCGCCAAACGUAAGUGGUAUUAGUAGCAGACAGUGGCGCGACCAGCGAGGAGGAGGAGGAGGUGGAGGAGGGGAGGGGGAGGGGGGUUGUGAGUGGUUGCGACCGACCAACCCACCUAACCACCCCCCCCCCCCCAAAAAUAUGCGGGUAAGUUUUUUUUUACGAGUUUUACGUGGCACGUGGUUUUAUGAUUUUUAUAAACGAUUUGAAACGUAAUGCCGUAGCACCGUGUACGAACGUGCGGUAACGGAUACGACGUGGUUUCGGCCAUGACUGCGAUAAGUCCGGGGUUGGGUUAUUGUAAUAUUGUUAUGCCAUUAACUCAACGGCGCGCGGUAACGGCUCAUUGCAGAGACACGUUCAGCGUUCGGUCCGGUUAUGAGCCGUCGGCUAAACGGACCAAUUUAACUAUUAUUGAUUUCGAAUCGCGCGAAUUGCUAUUGUUAUAAUUUAUUCGUUUGUUUCUCAAAAAAAAAAAAAUAAUACUGGGCCUCACUGAGUAUUCUCGUGUGGAGGCCCGGGCGUUUUCACGUCAACGCGUGUUCGAUUAUAAAAAUGGCGAUAUGUGUACGGUGUUUCGAGAAUUGUUGAUUAUGUAUUAUAAGGAAAACUGUCGAAACCAGUGAAAACGUUAAAUUAAACGUAAAAAAAUCGUCGCGUGUAAACUUGAAAAAAACGGCAAAGUUAUAAUGCAAAUCGUUAGUUAAAGAAAUGUAAAAAAAUGGUCGCCACCCAACAGUAUAGGUGUUUUUAUAACAAUGGACCGGUGUUAAAUUCGCAAAGCAGCCGUGUCGCAACGGCUAUUUUAAACCUGUGCAGUUGGAAUGUGUGUAGGUGUUUUGAUAUUGAGUUUAGAUUUUUCGUACCGGCGGAUUCAUACCGUUUUCGCGUGGCUGUUUUACGGGGCCGGCGUAUUCGUAAAGUUAUUUUCAGCCAAUCUGGCUACACUACCUAUACUGCGACGCGGGGGUUGUUUUGUUUUUAAAAAAGGACUGCCGAUAUCGAAUACAAGUUUUUGAUAUUUAGUACAUUAGAAUCUUCGUAGAGUUGUUUCGUGUGGUAUUAUUUUAUCUUUUUUUUUUUUAUUUUAUUUCAAGACGAUCCUGAUUGGAGUAUUUCGACUAGUUCGCAAUCGAGAGAGAGAGCGUUAUCAUAUGAGUAGAGUGUUUACAAAUUUCAAACACAUAAAUAAUGUGAGUGUCAAUUAUUUUCCAACAUGCGUCCGUCUAUAAAUGAUAGUCGAACAUUUCGACGGUUUUACUCAUAUACUUAGCUAUUUAUAACAUUACCCGCUCCAUCGCACAAAACACCAUCCGAAAUUGACAUUUUUCAAAUUCAUAUCCUCCCCCCCCCCGCCCCCGGAUAAUAAAUUCCGGUCGCGCCACUGGUAGUAGAUCGCCAACGUAUUGUUACCAUAAACGGGUGAAUUUUACAUCGUAACUCAUCAGAAGGCGCCUAACAAUGAUAUACGUUAAAACGGUCCUCGCCCAAUCGGCGGGGUUUUAAGCGCUCCGAAUCCAGAAUUUCGGAUUUGUCGAGAAUUUCGAAUGCCGCGCAAACGUGUUAUUGUUGUUAAACCGAAAAACGCCUUCGCGCGCUGUCACACAGGUGCUGCAAGGGCUUUGCGAAAAACCGUUGGAAGGGAACGGACGGACGGAUCAGAACGCAAUGGUCCUGUUGCCGGGCGAGGUGGGCUUGCGCGGAGACCGGGCCACCUUCUACUUGGGCUCGAGCGACGGUCAAACAGCGCCGAUACCCGACGACAGCCAAUCGGCCGGUGCCGUGUACUACAACAUACGUCCCACCCAACCGCCGGCGACGGUGACCGCCGGCCGGGGGCCCGCCAAGUCUGUAAUCCCGCCAAAUCCGCCGAAGCCACGCAAGCACGUGAUGCAAAUGCUGCCCGUUCUUCCCAAGUCUACGAAACCGGCCGUCGGACCGGUUACCGGGUUGCCGAUUUCCGAAGACGAGCACGUAUUCGUCAUACGGCUGGGCAAGCGGCACAAUGAACCCGACGAGAAGGCACGACUGCAGAUCGAGAUGCGCAUGCCCAAGAUAAAGAUCCCCGUCACGACAGAGGUUCCCUCGCAGUAUAUGGAAUCGGACCUACUGCCCGCCGUCAGCUCUGGCGAUAAGGACGGCGGAAAAGGAAAAAAGAAAGGGAAAAAGUGA
This is a messenger RNA of Cinara cedri, 2391 nucleotides long. The record is from the annotation of a GenBank genome assembly. NCBI's taxonomy places the organism in Eukaryota, Metazoa, Arthropoda, Insecta, Hemiptera, Aphididae.